UAGUGAACGCUUUUCAUAGACAUCGAAAAAAUCUUUGUAAAAUAUUAAUUUGAAAGUAUUAUUAUUAUUUUCUGUACUCGGUAUUAUUUCAUAAAAAAUUGAAUACAGAUGAAGGAUCGAUACAAAUGACGGAUUUUCCAUAAAAUAAAAUAAAACCACAUAGCCAUAUUUUUGGUGAUUUUCUCAUAUUAACUUAUUGAAAAAACGCUUAUUUUUAAAUAUUUGUAUUAUACAUUAAUUAAAAAAAUACCUAACCAGUUAUUUAAAAUAUUCAGAAUUCUUAGAUGCAUAUAUAAAAUAAAGGUAUUUUUAUAGUUAUUUUCAAAUUGCUCAUUUGGCUACCACUCUGUUUAUGGUUAUAGAGCUAUUACAGGCUCACACCACCCUAGUUUAAUAUAUUCCAAGGGUUGUCUAGGCAACUAGUGUUUAUAAAAAAAUGUUUUGCAUUUAGUAUCACUAAUGUCAUUAAACAUUUGUGAGUAAUGGCUACAAGCUAUCUUUUUAUUAUAAAUUUAUUAUAAUGGGAUGUUUUUUCUGUAAGACGAAAACUUUCAAAGAACCAAAUAAAAAAAUGUAUUCAUGGACGGAGCGAAAGCAUUUGAAUCCAACAGAUUACAUUAUUGAAAAUUUAUCCGGAGGCACUGUUUGUAAGCCACCUGGUUCGAUAGGAGGCCAACAAUUUGUUAUACGUAAUUGUGAAGACACUAAUGUAUUUUUACUAGAUCAUUCAGAUUCAAUAAUUGUUGACGACUGUCAAGGAUGUACUCUUAUACUAGGUCCAACAAAGCAGAGUGUAUUUAUUCGGGAUACCAGCAAUAUAAAUGUAAUUGUCGCCUGUGGACAAUUUAGAGUGCGAGAUUGCUCAUCAUUGAAAGUAUCAUUAUUUUGUUCAACCCAGCCAAUUAUAGAGUCCAGUCAUGAAAUGAAUUUUAGCUGUUACCAGUUAUUUUAUAAUCAAUUAGAUGAUCAUUUCAAAAGAGCUAAUCUAAAUAUAUGGAAUAACUAUUGGAGGAUGAUUUUUGAUUAUACAUGGAAUGAAGGAAACAAUUGGACAGUCAGUGAUAUUCCUAUUAGUGUGAAAUUUCCAGAAGAGUUAAUUUGCAAGUAUGGCAUUACAUGUGAAUCAUACAGAUCAACUGUACCACUUACAAGAUGCGAAGUAACUAGCGGAGAGAACUGUUUUAUUGCAUUUGAUCAUAGUAACGAAGCGCUACGAUUUGUUCAAGCUUUAAAAUCACAUGAAACAAACUUAGAAUUAAUUAAAUGCAAGUAUUGGAAUGGAAAUGAUGCUAAGGAAUUUCAAAAGCAAAAUAACUUAUUUAAUAAUAGAAUAAAAGACGUUUUUAUAGGUGUACAUAUUCAAGGAAAAUAUGCUACAAGCAAAUGUUCUGCAAUAUUACAAAAUGAUUUUCCUCAAUUUUCUUCAUACAUUAGCAAAUCUGAACAAGAAACAGAGAGAAUAAUAAACAAUUUUUUUGUUUUGGCCGAUAAUGAGUUUUAAUAUAUUUUUAUAUUUACAAGUAAAUUAGAAAAGAUUAACCUGUGCCACAAAAGGCCUAAAGUUUGAAAACUCAAAAAUUUUGGAUAACCGUUCAUUUUUCAUUGUUUUUUUAGUUCAGCACGUGAAAUAAUGUAUUCACAACAAAAUUGUAAGAACAAAAGUUGUUUAAAAUAAUAUUUUACACAAAUUAUAUUCUGAACAAUUUUUUGAUUUACAUAUUGUAUAUAUGAAAAAUCAAUAUAUAUAAUUUUGUUGUUAAAAACUCACAAAAUAAAGUGAAUGUUCGUUGUAGUUUUUCAACUCGUGGUAAUUUUCGUAAUUCAUCAUAACAGAAAUGUAUAAUCUUGAAUAAACUAUUAUCAAACCAUCAAGUCACAAUUUAUUACAAGAAUGACUUAAAGGACGAUAAAGUCUUAAUCAAAACACAUUACUAAAAUUUGUCCUAACUAUACAUUUUUCAGGUUAUUGUUUUCAUUAGUUCUAUUGUGUCCGUAUGAUCAUUUUUAGAUCGUAUACAUUUAGUGUUUAUAAUAAUUUUGAUAUUUUAACAAUUUUUGAAUACAUAUUAAAAUGGCUUCACGGAAAACUUUACGAAAAGAUACAUUUAUAUUUUUGAUUGGUUUCCCGUCAAACCAAAUUAUUGGUAGUAAAUUGCCGUCAAUAAGACAAGUACUAUCGGUUUUUUUUUUUAACAUUUGUUUGACAUUGCUCAAGUUGAUGCCCUUAAUUUAAUGUCAUUACAAGAAGAUAGAGAUUUUUUAUUAAUGCAAUGAUAAAAAAGACAUCCUGGUAUUAUGUUAGGAGUUGAUUUGAAUAUUGCACAAAAAGAAAAAAGAGCCAAUGAAAGGUUAAAGAUGUCCGAAAAAAAACGUAAAAGAAGUUAUAACGAGAUACAGUCAUUGAGUAAGUUUAAUAUUAUUUUAGAAUCAUUAUUUAAUAAUUAAGUAUGUAUUUAAAUGCGCAAGUAGAAAUGUGUUCAUCAUCAUAGUCUGACGUUGCUGAAAAUAAUUUUAACAAGCCUGGACCGUCUAAAAUGUACGUUAAACAACCAACUAGAGGAAGAAUUGAUUUUGAAAAGGUACUUGCGUGUUAUUAGAAAAUUACUUAGAACGUAAUAUUUUGUACUUACCAUGUCGACACCACAUCUACGAGCUAGUAUUAAAAUGUGUUUUUGAAGUUAAAUUACGUCUAACAUCUGGUCCUGAUGUACCAAUAUUUAAACGCUUUCAACAAAAUUGAAGAAAUAUAGAUACUAACAAAUUUGAGCCAGAUAUAAUGAACGACAUUAUAAAAAAAACAUUAAAUGAUGUAUGUACUGUUGUAACUAUCUUCGCAAAUAACUAUUUGCUUAUUAAACAACUCGGAGAGGAUUACAGAGAGUUUUUAGAACUAACAAUUAUUUUUCUUGGUGGAGUUUCCUUUAGAGUUCCGGGAGCUAUCUAUCAUGUUAGUUGGAUGACAAAAGCUUUAUAUUGCUUAAAAAUAUUUAUAUUCCGAAACCAAUUUAAUUUAACCUAAAAAGAAGAAAUGUCAAUAGCUAGUAUUUGUAUAUUUAUUAUUAGAUUAUACGUAAAGAGCUUGGUUUAAUGCACCAUACCAAGAUUUAAAUUUUUUAAAAGAUUUGGUAAAUUAUCAGUCAAUAGAUAAAAAUAUAUCAUAAGUUACAGUUAAAAAAAUGUGUGGUCAUUUGUGGUAUCUAUCGCCACAGAAUAGGGUAUUAUCACUUUUUGAUACUAAUGUUCCAUUUGAUACAAAGUGAAAAAUUAUAGCUGCUCAAAAAAUCCAUACAGAUGAUGAUGUACCAGAAAAAUAUUUAUUGAAUACAAUAGAAGCUACUGGAAUAUUAAAUAAAAAUCUUGAAGAUUUUAUUUAUGGAAAAUCAAUGCAAUUUUUCAAACGUUUUAAUAUAGAUACUAGUUUUCUGAUCAUUGACCCAUCAUUAUGGAGCACUGAUGAAAAUUUGAAGAUAUCGAUAGA
Molecule: messenger RNA, 3478 nt
Organism: Daktulosphaira vitifoliae (grape phylloxera)
Lineage: Eukaryota; Metazoa; Arthropoda; Insecta; Hemiptera; Phylloxeridae
Product: protein XRP2-like
Exons: 8
Coding region: 521-1501 (326 amino acids)
Biological process (GO): post-Golgi vesicle-mediated transport
Cellular component (GO): periciliary membrane compartment; cilium
Molecular function (GO): GTPase activator activity
Source: RefSeq, a predicted model, not a curated record